This is a messenger RNA of Cantharellus anzutake, 943 nucleotides long. RefSeq lists its product as uncharacterized. The transcript is spliced from 2 exons. NCBI's taxonomy places the organism in Eukaryota, Fungi, Basidiomycota, Agaricomycetes, Cantharellales, Hydnaceae. Bases 320 to 865 code for a protein of 181 amino acids. The record is from RefSeq and is a predicted model, not a curated record.
CGAGCGACUGAAGCAGGAGUCUGGAUUUAGAUUGGUGGAAACAGAGCAAAGUACUCGACAGUGCGGAAGAACUGCAUGGGAUUUUAAGACGCCUAUAUACGAUCAUGAUUGAGGGACCGUGUAUAUAAGUGACGACGAGAAAACAGAGAGUGGCGUGUAAAUAUCAAAAGCUCGCAUAUGGGUGGGCUAGUUGGAGUGGUGGCCAGCUGUGCAGAGGAAUGGGAAUCUUCAGUUUGCAUGACCCCCAACUGAGCCAGUUGGUGCCUCAGAGCGUGGAGAAUACUUGUCUGUCUCAGCUCGGACCCUACAGUUGUCCAUAAUGAAUAUACUGCCUUCCACAGCUAGUAAAGCCUUAUAUGGACUUCGGAUAAAAACGUUGUCCGUUUCCCCAGCUACGGAGUCGCAGCGAACACCCGAGCGCCCAAAAUCUGAGAGCGAUCAAGAGUUGACCGCACAGCAGCACACAGCCCUUAAUCAUCCUUGGAUCAGAGUUUCGGGGAAUGGCACGGUGGUCGAUGGGCGGCAGGAAAGGUUCGGACCCAACUGUCAUGCAAGGACAGAACCGCGUGCUGUUAGUCCAUUCCUGGAGGGGCAUGGGCUUAAUGUGGAGAUCGGUUUGAAAAAACUGGAACGGCCCUUCUUGGGGUAUAAAGGAGUUGUCUAUGCAGUGACAUUACGGACACGAAGCCACAAACUCCCAUCUAUAUAUGACCGAAAUUUGAAUCUCGGGACAGGCUUUCAGAUCCGGUUACGUCUCCCUCUGGCUCCAUCAGGGUGGUUUAGGAUUGGAGUGAGGUCACAAAGAGGCAAAGCGACAGUUCCAACGUCAAGAGUUCGAUGCAGGCACGGAAAAUGGGCUGCGUAGUAUGCACGACGGUGACGACGACAGAGCUAAUGUAGGUGCUCGGGUAAGUGAAAUGGGGAGAUGCUCUCCGAAACGGAG